This is a messenger RNA of Oncorhynchus nerka (sockeye salmon), 10654 nucleotides long. It is a transcript of the gene samd4a, whose product is annotated as sterile alpha motif domain containing 4A. Gene Ontology annotation, cellular component: P-body. The record is from RefSeq and is a predicted model, not a curated record. The transcript is spliced from 13 exons. NCBI's taxonomy places the organism in Eukaryota, Metazoa, Chordata, Actinopteri, Salmoniformes, Salmonidae. Gene Ontology annotation, molecular function: translation repressor activity; protein binding; mRNA binding. Gene Ontology annotation, biological process: regulation of mRNA stability; nuclear-transcribed mRNA poly(A) tail shortening; negative regulation of translation. Bases 622 to 2862 code for a protein of 746 amino acids.
CGUGUUAAUUAUUCGCAUGUGGAAAGCAAAGCCGAGUCUCUCCUCUGGUAAAACAAGAGGAGCCUAACUGCCGGAGGAAAAGUUAGUCAAGAUGGCAAAACGCAUAGAUGCAGAGUGAAGGGGCACCGCUGCCCACAGUUUCAAACUUUGUUGCGCACCCGUCUUGCGAUCCACACCACCGAUGCAGUUGUGCAAGGAAAUAUAAAUGGGAUCCCUGUGGAAAAUGCCAACAAAAGUAAUGCUGGUGUGACAGCACAGAGUGCAGGAGGAAAGCCGACUCUCCUGUCUGAAUGUUAAAAACCCCUUGUGCAGAUGCACCUAGGAGAGCACCUUGCCACCACUCCCCUCAAGCUGAAACUACAGUACACCUGCUUUUCUAAAAGCCUGGAUGAUGCUACGCCACUUGAACUAAGCACAACAGCUCAAAUCCCUCCUGCUCAAAGUACAUAUUUCUGCUCCACUCAACAUCAACAACAAAAACAGACCAAAAGAAGAGCACAUCCAACACAAGCUUUGACCAAAGUUUAACCACUAGAGCACCAAUUUAACUCAAUUCUCUCGUGACACCAGGAAGGUCACUAACUAGUUUCCACGUUCGGCCUGGUGCCUUUGCCCCAGACCAUGAUGUUUCGUGACCAGGUGGGCAUCCUGGGAAGCUGGUUUAAGGGGUGGAACGAGUGUGAGCAGACGGUGGCUCUGCUGUCGCUGCUGAAGCGGGUGUCGCAGACCCAGGCUCGUUUCCUGCAGCUGUGUCUGGAGCACAGCCUGGCUGAUUGCACCGAGCUUCACGUGUUGGAGGGAGAGGCCAAUAACCCAGUGGUGAUCAGCCAGUGGCAGGGUGAGCCCAAGGAGCGCGUCAUCUCCCUGGUCCUCACCCACCUGCCCCUGCUCAAGCCGGGCAACAUCGAAGCCAAGGGCGAGUACAUGCGCCUCCUCCCCCGUAUCCUGGCACACACCAUCGAGCACGGCCGCCAUCUGGAAGAGUCGCGCCAGCUCCUCUCCUACGCCCUCAUCCACCCGGCCACCUCACUGGACGACCGAGCCGCCCUUGCCCUCUGGCUCAAUCACCUGGAGGAACGCGCUGCUGCCCGGGCCGACUCGUUGGAACGGCUGCCCCCCUCCCCAGCCUCGCACCAUCAGACGCCCCCCUCAACGCUCUCCUCGUCGGGUUCCAGUUUGGGUUCCUCUGUGGGCCACCUGGGUCACCUGUAUCACCACCAGCGCUACGGCUCAGACGAUCGGCUCAACGGCUGGCAGGGGUCGAGGGACUCUGGGUUGGGCAGCGGAUGGCAGCAGCAGGGGCAGGGAGGGUGUGAGAAUGGUGGGCACCUGGCUCUCUACCCGUCCUCGUCUGUACCUGGGAGUAUCAACACGGUGGGCACGGGCGGCAGCAGCAACACCAUCCUGUUUGGCGGCGGCGGAGGGCAGCACAGUCCCCUGAAGCGUUCGGUGUCCCUUACCCCCCCGAUGAGUGAUGGCUCCUUGGCCGGUUCCUCCUCCUUGGGUUUGGGUCAUGGCUGGCUCUCCCAGGAGGACCUGCGCGGGCCCCGGGGAGGAGGAGGGCUGGGGCUGGCCCCCACCGACCCCCACCACGCACCCCUCUCCCCCCAGAGCAGCGUAGCGUCUUCAGGUAGUGGCGGCAGCGAGCACCUGGAGGACGCAGGUCUAGGAGGAGGAGGAUGCUGUGGAGGAAGCUUGUACCGCAGGAGAACAUUUCAUAAGGAGGGCAGCGGCAUGGGGGAUGUGCCGGCCUGGCUGAAAAGCCUCCGUCUCCACAAGUAUGCGGCUCUAUUCUCCACCAUGACGUACGACGAGAUGAUGUCACUGACCGAACAACAGCUGGAAUCACAGAAUGUCACCAAAGGGGCGCGCCACAAGAUAGUCAUCAGCAUCCACAAACUGAAGGAGCGCCAGAACAUGCUGCGCUGCCUAGAGAAGGACGUGUUGGAAGGGAGUAACCUGCGCGCCCCUCUUGCCGAGCUCCACCAGAUGAUCCUGACGCCCAUCAAGGCUGUGGCCAGCGACGAGUCGUUGCCCUCCUCGACCACACAGCAACCCCUGUUGAGCCUUGAGGGGAAGAGCAGCACCGCCCCGGGCUCUCACCUGGCCCCUGGAGGAGGGGAAGGGGAGACAGGGGCUACCCUCAUCGCCGAGGGGGACAUCCCCGGCCAGUUCACUCGCGUCAUGGGCAAAGUUUGCACACAGCUCCUGGUGUCCAGGCCAGAUGAAGAGAACAUCAGCUCCUAUAUGCAGCUCAUUGACAAGUGCCUUCUGCAUGAGGCGUUCACUGAGACACAGAAGAAGCGGCUGUUGUCAUGGAAACAGCAGGUGCAGAAGCUGUUCCGCUCGUUUCCCAGGAAGACUCUCCUGGACAUGGCGGGCUACCGGGCGCAGAGGAGCAGCAGCAGUAGCCGGGGCUUCGGCCAGUCCAACUCUCUCCCCACGGCGGGCUGCGUGGGGGGCAGCAGUAGCAUGUCGGCCCGCCGGAGCCUGCGCCAGUUCCAGAUGCCCUCACGGAGCUUGCCCGGCGCCAGGCUUGGCCUGCUGGGCACCGCCGGCCUCCUGGGACCCACGCCGCGCAGCGCCAGCAGCACCUCCACCGGUCUCAAGCAGGGACGACAGGGUUUAUGGUUUGCCAACCCCGGAGGCAGUAAUAGCAUGCCCAGCCGAACCCACAGCUCAGUGCAGAGGACCCGCUCCUUGCCUGUCCACACCACGCCACACACCAUGGUCAUGUUUCAGCAGUCUGAUCUCCAAGUGCCAGUGACGGAACCAGACAUCAACAACCGGCUGGAGUCUCUGUGUUUGAGUAUGACAGAGCAUGCCCUGGGAGAUGGAGUUGACCGCACAUCCACCAUCUGAGAGUAGGACCUGAAGGAGACCCGGGGACAUCUGGUCCCACACACACACACACACACACACACACACCACAGCCAAUGAGAGAGGUCAACCGGGGUGGUUGCUGGGCUGCAAAUUAUGCCACGGCGAGCCAAUCUGCAAAAACUGCUAACAAACGGCUAACGCAGUAGCACAUUGGCAUGUUACCAUCACAACAAAACACGGCUACGCCCCCAGCACACUCAUAAGUACCUGGGCUUCAGUGAUGGAUGAGAAAUGCAGUGCAGACUCCUUUCCCCACCCGUUAUAACUACCCACAACAGUGCCGGAGGAGUGCCCUCUGUUGAGCUGGGGGAGAUAUAGCAGCGCUGGGGGUCAGCAUCGGCCAACAACCGAUUGGCAGACCCUGGACCCAGUUGAAGGGGGAGUUGUGCAUUAUAGGUACUGUAGUAUAUCAUGCUAUAAGAGUCAAGACUGUAGACUUUCCUUCUCCGCCCCCAGUCCCCAGACCAGUAAGGGAGUUCCCACACCAGUUCGCACCAGUCAGCAUUUCUACCGGUCGUGCCAUAUGACGUCUCACUGAGUCAAAAACAAACACAAGACAAGUAAGUAAAUAAUCAAAGUGGGACACAUUGUGAGAGAAGCCUCGGCAUUCAUCUCACUGUUUGGGAGAGUUUUAGGGAGGAAGUUUUUCAAAAGAGCCCUAUGCUUCUGUAUAGGUGACAGAAAAAAAGCAUUUUUACAUGUAUGUAUUGUUUACAUAAGAUGCUACUAUGGUACCGAAACAUUUAUACAUUUCAGCUAUGAAUGUUAUCUCUUAUAUUUUAUUUUUUUAAAUACAUUUUGGGAAAGUAGUAGCAUACUACCGUACUAGUCGCUUAAUAGACUAACGUCCCACAGUAGCUAUCAUAGUUUACAUCCAACAUUAUCAUAGUUUUUUUUGCUUUUUGUUUCUUUCUUUCGCUUACCAGCAGCCAAGCUGUGUGAAUAUGAAAACGCUAAAAGGAGAGAGGGAUGAAGUGGAAGUGUGUAGAAGGAAAAACAGAGAAAUGAGAAGAGAUGGGAGGAGGGGAAAUAAAAGUGGGGAGACACAGGAUGGUCUGUGCCAAGUGAUUUAGAAGGAGAAGAGGACGUUAGUGAUGAUGGAUCCAUGUCAGAGGCAGGGACUUUGAUUUGAAACAACAGAAAUUGUGUAGUAGUAGCGUUGUGGUGAAGUUCUGGGUAAAUGUUAUAGACAGGCCAAUGUAUAUAAUCUUUUAGAAUUCUUUAAUCUUUGUCCCUGCAGACUAUGCAUUGAAAGUUUAUGCUGUUAAUUUGCUUGGGCUGUGUCUGGAUUUGGGAGUGAGGUUUCUUUAACAGGUGCACAAUGUUGUGUGACCUAUUCUCUAAUUAGGGCUAGUCAGUGUGGGUCAGUAGUAUUUUCAAUGUGUCUCAUUGUGAAAUAGAAUGAGGAUUACAUGUGUGUUUUCAGUCCAGGGUAGGUACUAUAGCGUUGUAUGCUAUAUGCUCUCAUUUUACUAGGAAGUAAGAGAUGGUCAAAGAUGUUUUGAAUCAAGGAGAAAAGAUGUACACAGAGGACAGGAGAAUCAGGAAGUAGCUUUGGCGGAUAUAAACGAGAAGGUUGCUGAGGAAGUUUCCUUUUCCUCAAGCAGCAUAGAAACACCAACCCAUGAAGGGUUUAAAACUAGUUUAAAUUCCCAAGAAUACUCUCUUUUUAGUACUUAACUCCACCUAGUGGCAAAAUGCAGUUAGGUAGGUUCAUGGAAUUAGGCUUUUUAUACUUCAAUUUCUUGUUCGUUUUUUUGUCUUAACCCUAACCCUUGGUUCAUUGUUGUCUGCAUGACAUGCUAUAAAGGUAGGUUCAUGGUAAAAUAAGCUCUUUAAAGCUGAAUUAGGCUCUGUUGUUAUUAGCCACUGUCAUCCUGUAAGUGGGUGUUUUGUGCAUGGAAGAUCACGCUAAUGUAUUGUGCCUGAAUGGGCAUCCUGAUUUGGUGUGGUGUUUUGUGAGGGUUUUUGCGCAACUUUUUGGGUUAGUUUAUUUUUGAAUUCUUGUGUGUCUCGUUUUCUUGUUCUGCACUUGGUGUUGUGAUAUUUUUACUACAGCUAAUCCAUCAAUAACAAUGCCAAUAGGUGCAGUAAUAGAAAUGGCAAGUAUGUGCAAUAAACGUUCAUCAGUGGGGAGAGGCAAGUGGUUUGGAGAGGAAAGGUUAAGAGUUUUGUAGUUCAGAAAAAGGGACUUGACUUAUUGUGGAGGUGAACUUGUAGUGAGAUGAAACCAGCUUCAUGCCAAAUGCACCGUUGCUCGGCGAUGGAGAACGAGAACACCCCUUCCUCUGCCAAACUAACUACAGCCCACUCCCAAGUGCGCAUUGAACUUAAGCUCUCAGACUGAGCCAUCUUGUCAUAAAGUAGGGUUGACCCCAGUCAAACCUUUAACCUGUUAUUGUCAAAAUGUCAUUGAUGCUUGUAGUAAUGUUUCAUAGUCAGUCAAAUAUCACUGCUUCAGGAAGUGUGCUCACUAAAAACGCAUGGCCUUAAAUGGGACGGUGACAAGAAAAUUCAAUAAAGCAUGAAUUGGCAUGGACUCUUUGGCACGGUUUGGUUUAGUGGCAGCAUUACAGUAUUGGUAUACUGAUGCAACAUGCAUCAGUGUAUAUACAGUACAUGGUAGUUAGAUCCACUUGCCACUGCCACAUAAAUUGAUACUAUUAGCAGAUUCAAAUUAUUUAUUAUUUUUUUUCUAUUGUUGCAGAGGUGAUUUAUUGUAUUCAUUUAGAUGUAUUAUUUAAAGUACCACAUGUAUUAACUUGCUAUGGCUGGUGACCAUAAGUACAUCUCAAAUAUUAACAUAGUUAUUUUUGUUUUGAACUACAGUAUAAUCGCACAUUUUUAUAUUUAAUAGUGGAGUAGAGAGACACUCUGUGUCUUGUUUGGAUUCGUUUUUUUUCUUCUGACUGACUGUUUGGGAACGCUUGUUAUCCUGGUUGGCCAAAUGUCUGAACGUGGCCACCAGCAGAACAAACAGGAUAGGGGGCGACGACCCUUUUGAAAUAUUGCCAAAUAGAACAGGCCACGGUAACCCUUGAUAGACUGAGAUGGAGAGUCAUCUGGGGUUAUUUCUGUGGCAUAAGGCCCUUUACUACUUUGGUCCACUUCGGCUAUGAGCAUCGGAGGUGCAGGGAUAGCCCUUUGGGAAUGGGUAACCAGUGCUUACCAAGCUAACCACCAUCUGCAUGGCUAGUGAUGACAUCACAGUGGAUGGCUAAGAUAUGUAGCCUAUCCAAAAGACUGGCAACAACUGCAGGGCAGAGGGUAGCACAUUCUAGGGUGGGACAUACACACUCACUACUGCCCAUGAGGUUGUGUGUGUGAAUGUAGUGUACACUACAGUAUGUAGUGAGCGAUGGAGCAGAGGGAGUAAACAGAAGAGCUGUGAAUGUCAUUGAUAUAUUACUGCAACUGCGUGUGUGAAGUAGCCAGAUGACGAGUAGAUCGGACUUUGACUCCUCCGGAAGCUGUUCACCUUAUGUAACACAAAAAAAAGGGGGUUUUAUUUGUAUUUUCCAAAGCGCCUCCAACCCCGAUGAGGCUGGGAUGAGAGAGAUCCUCUGUACACACUGCAGUAUUAACAGUUAGAUGAUAACCUUGAUAUUCCAAAUAUAUUAUUAUUUAAUGGGGUUUUUUUACUGAAAUUUUUGUUGGUCAUAGACACUCUGCACAUUAGUCAAAUAUCGCAUCAUUAUUCGAUGGCGAGACUCUUUUUUUUUCUUCUUUUUUUUUUGUAAACUCGAAGGCAUCCAUACUGUAACAAAAGUUCUACAGCUUUACUGUGCUCUGUUUGUUUUGUUUUUGUUAUCAAAGAGCCGAUGUCCUGUAUUGACUGCAGGCUUACAAAUAUAUUUGAAAAAAUAUUAUCCUAUGUUUAAGAAAAAACUCAAAAGCUCCCCAAAAAAAGUUAAUUUAUAUUAUAGAAAUGCACGAGGCUGGGAAGUCAUAUUUAAAAUAACAAAUGGCAGUGCCUUUUUUUUUACUCGACAUUUACCCAAAAUGUAAAUGUUGACAGUCAAAAUGGUGGCAUCCUCCAAACUGCACACUAGGUCCUCUAGGACAUUUUAAAAUGUAUCUUUUGGCGUCACGUUGUAGACAAAAACAAUAUGGAACACUUCUUUCUGGCCUCGUGUUGUCAGUGUAUUUUUUUUGUUUCUGUAGGUACUUUUCAAUGCUGAUAUGAAGUUAGGAAUUAUACCUGUCUGUACAACAAACAGAUGUAUAUGUUUUGUGUGUGUUUGCACGUGUGUCUUGUUGUAACUGUAAAAUACUUAUUCUCAAAUGUACCAGAAAUGCUGCGACUUGGCAUGGCCCAAUCAAAAGAAGGCUGUAGUUUUUCUUCCUUUGUUCAGGCAUCGGAGGAUGACUGCCUCUCAGCUGUAUGUGUGUGUUAUACAGUAUCAAGGGAUUGUAUGGUCACUAUGCCCACAGUUCAGUAACACAUGAGGGCUGACAUUCAGAGAGACCUGAGGUCCACUGUACACUACAUAGAUCAGUCUCUCUGUAGAGCCAGCCAUUUAGAACUGGGCCAGUAUUUACAAAGAGUCUGAGUAGUCGUGCUUUUUACAUGCCUUCUAGAUCAUAAUGAUUAAAAUUAUAUGGACAGGGGGGGGACCUGAUCCCAGAGUUACUUUUUUAAUUCGGGCCCUGACGCCAUGCCAAAAGCCUGUCUCAGGUUCUGUGUUCCUGUAGCUACUUGCCUCGGGCAGGGUUUGGGUCUGGCUUGUGAGAGGAAGUGUGGAUGCUCAUCUGUUCUAAAUGGAUCUAUGGAUCUCUUGUGUAAAUGUAUGUAUUUUCAUUUUUGUCUAUGAGAGAUUGUGGUUGCUGUCUAUUCAGAAUGGGAGCGCUGCGAGUGAGUGAGCGAAAGAUACUGAAUGAAUCGACUGAAUGCUUUGUUUUGUGGGGUCUGUGUUCAAAUGCUUGACAUCUUUAUUAUAACCACAGACAAAAAAUGUAUUAAAGAAAAACUUUGUCUGUGGAUAAAAAAAGUUUUAAAAAAUUCCAAUGAAAGGGUCAUGUCUUGUAUUCUGGGAGGCCACACAAUAGCAGGAGAUGAUUCUACUGGCUACUCCUCCAAAAAGCACACCAAUCAGAGGAACUGAAGCACUUUCAUAAAACCUGUUGCCAAGAGGCAGGCUCCAGUCAAGGAGGGUACCGCCUUGUUUCACAAAACCAGCUAAAAGAAAGUUGUCAACCCCCAUUUUAUUUUCUCUGUGUCACGGAGACUCUCCACACUGCCAAAGCUGACUCUCUCGUCUGUUCUCAUCCUCCUAGAUCUAUCUGCUUCCUUCACCACUGUGAACCGUCAGAUUCUCCUCUCCACCCUCUCAGGGCUGGGCGUCUCAGCCUCUGCACUCUUGGAUUGCAUCCUACCUGGCAGGCCGCUCCUGCCAGGCAUUGUAGAGAGGAUCUGUGUCUGCACCACGUACUGUACUCACAACUGGUGUCCCCCAGGGCUCGUUUCUAGGCCCUUCUCUCUAUACACAAAGCUACUCUGCUCAGUCAUAUCCCCACCAGGUCUCUCUCAUGAUUGCUAUGCGGAUGAGACUCAACUACUUCUCUCCUUCCCCCAUUCUGACACCCAUGUGGCGACACGCAUCUCUGCUUGCCUGGCAGAUAUCUCAGUUUGGAUGUCGGCCCACCACCUCAAACUCAGCCUCGACAAGAUGGGGCGGCAGGGUAGCCUAGUGGUUAGAGUGUUGGACUAGUAACCGGAAAGUUGCAAGUUCAAACCCCCGAGCUGACAAGGUACAAAUCUGUCGUUCUGCCCCUGAACAGGCAGUUAACCCACUGUUCCUAGACCGUCAUUGAAAAUAAGAAUUUGUUCUUAACUGACUUGCCUAGUUAAAUAAAGGUAAAAUAAAAAAUAAAUUAAAAAGACGGAGCUGCUCUUCCGCCAGGGCAAGGCCUGCCCGCUCAAAGACCUCUCCAUCAUUAUUGACAAUUCCAGUGUCCCCCUCCCAGAGUACAAAGAACCUUGGCUUGACCCUGGACAACACCCACUCUGUUCUGCCACCUCUGGUCUCUUGGCAGCUCCCGCUCAGCCCAGUCCAAGCUCUUCUCUGUCCUGUCACCAGCUUCCCCCUGAAGCUAGGACAGCAGAGUCCCUUGCCCAUCAUCUGAAAGCAUCUGAAAUAAUCCCACAGCACCCCCUUCUCACCCUGGCCCCUCCCUAAAUAAAUAAUGCCUAACACUCUGUUUUUUGGGGGGGGUUUUCCCCUUACUAACUCUGACUUUGAUAGCUAUUUUGAGGAAAAUGUACUUACUGUGAUAUGUGGUUGUUCCACCUAACUAUUUUAAGAUGAAUGCACUAAGUCACUCUGGAUAAGAGUGUCUGCUAAAUGACAAAUGCAGAUCUGGGUGUCCUUAAUACUAGGUUCAUAACCAAGCGGGAAGGUGUUAAUUACCAGUUGUGAAGUUGUUUUGAACUGGGAAAUACCAUCAAACAUGGAGGUCAUAAGAAGGCAAAUGAUUGUUUUGCUCUUUUGCCCAUAUCCAGAGCUGCUUUCCUUAAAUCAAAAGGAAGAUGAACAGAAUAAAUUUUGUAUCAAUAAUUUGUAUUUUGUUCCACAACUGCUGAAGCUGCUGCCAUCUGCUUUCUUUUUGUUGACAAUUUAGAGGGGCAAGUAAGCAUGGGGAUGAUAGACAAGUUUACCGCUAGUAAUUACCAGGUGGCAGUGCGUUCAAGCGGAUUUUUCCCAGUCUUUCCCAGUCGUAUGCUGGUAUAUGGUGCCAACAUUCUGCGAUCAAUCAGGUAUUUUAAAUAAUCUACACUUUAACUGUGGGCACAAUCAGAAAGUAGAACAGGACAUAUGUUAGUGCCAGGUAUAAACAGGCUUUUACAAAGAAGAGCACAAUAGCCAGGUUCAUAGGUCUUACACAUUUAAUUUUAUUUAAAACACUUUCAAAUGACCACAGUAAGAAGUGUAACCUAAAUGACAGUGGAGAAGGAGCCCAAAGAACAGGUCCUCCUAAAGAAGACCACAGAGACAAUGUAGGAGCUGUCUGACUAGCACGCACCUUCACCCACCCCUGACAGAUACAACCCCAAUGGCCAAAUCAGAUUGGUUAAAACCUAUUCAUUUCAGAGUAUUAUAUAUUUCCAAUAAAUAUAUAACUAUACCGCUUGCUACUAUUCCUAUUUAUCGUAACGUUUCCAUCCACCGUUUGAGAGUAAAGUCAUACUGUAUGAAAAUAACAACAGGUGUGAUGGAAAGUAUCGGUAUUAAUGUCGAAAAAUUGUUCAUGGUGGGAUCAUUUUGUCGAUAAAAAAAAUUAUUAUGCGACAAAUGCGGUGGAAAGCCUUUAUGUGCAAAUAUUUAUUUUUUUAAACCAUAUCGAAGUAAACUUGAGACAUGCGAUGACAUCUGGUGUACUACGACAUGGAAAAACAUUUGAGUUUAUAGGCAGAUUAAAUCGUUUUGAUGAACUUUCAUGACGGUUGUGAUGGGAUGGACAAUGAUGUGCUUCAUGCACAUGCCCAUCAAGAGUUUUAUUUGAAUGCUGGCUACAUGAACAAAACUUGUCUGCCAAUUAACAAAUAAAAAUGCUAUUGCUCUUAUCCAUAUUGCAUCAUAUAACCUACCCUGUCCACGUUGUCAGCGAACUCUUCUAGACCGGAGAGCAUGCCAGUGUUGCCAACUAAAUUUCAGGGUAAAUUGGCUAGAGGCAGGUUGAUUUGUUGCUAAAUGACGUUGUGUAGUCAUUGCGUGAACGUAAAACUGCGUCAUUACGUAGAAUACGCAAAAACGUUACUCAAAUUGACUGG